AUGUUCACGGAUCAUCAUGGAAGUAGUGGUACUUUCAGUCCUCGAUGGCGAGACGGGGUAGCGGUACUUGACACAUCACCAUGUAGUCGUGCACUUGUCGAAGAGGAUCUUGGCGCAUCCAACAUGAAGCAACACAAAAGGGCCUCGGGUCUUGGUGGUCAACAAAGAGAGGCGGCCCUGGAUGGAGCUGUGAGUAGAGGACAAACAGGGACUUGGCGCCUGGUGCAACCGGCGAUUGACGAGGAGGCGAAGAUGGAGCAGGUCCGGCAAGGGGAGGUGCAGGGUGGCAGAGCAGGGAACUUGGCGCGGCGGUGGCCUGUCCUUGUAGAGGAGGUCGAGGCAGAGGUGGGACAUGGCGCCAGCGGGACUUGGCGCUAA
Triticum turgidum subsp. durum (durum wheat) is the source of this 378-nucleotide messenger RNA. Lineage: Eukaryota; Viridiplantae; Streptophyta; Magnoliopsida; Poales; Poaceae. The record is from the annotation of a GenBank genome assembly.